AGCGGUCUCGUUUCCCAGGCGGGGCAUCACGAUGUCCCCCUUGAUCAAGUCAUCCUUGACCUGCGGAGCUUUCUCGAGAUGGCCCGGAGCUCGAACGGCGGGGCUCGGUGGCCCGUAGGGUUGAAUGAAUAAGACGAAAAGAAUAAAUAUAAGAAUAGAUGCGCUCAUAAGGAUGCGCCUAGUGAUUUGGCGAUUCGCCAUGGUCGAGAGAGUAGGAGGAUAUGAAUGACCGGAAUCGAGUUCGUAAUGACCAGGUGGUUUCAAGGGUGCGAAAGGAGCGACGCGAGACGCAUUAAAAGUAGUCAAAACAUAGGAGUUGAGUGUUCAUGUAUAGUAGUAAGAUCAGAGAGAAGUUGAGAAGAUGAGGCCACAGUCCAUCCUCCUUAUACAUGAGGCGACAGUGGUCUGAGGAGCUGGAGGGAAUGUUUCGAAUAUGGAACUGUCCAUGUGGAAUGCAUGUGGCUUUGUGAUGCUUAGUCACUAUGCAACUUAUGCAUGCCCCUCGCAAGACAUGCGAGCAAACGGAGUCAUGUUUUUCGAGAUUUGCGUUAUACGUAUAGUCAAUUGAUACUACUCUUUCAUGGCAGCGAUACCCUCGUAGCUCGCCAUUCAAUGGUUUAAAGGGUGUCGGAGGCUCUCCGGCCCAUAGCUUCUUUGCGGGGAGACGCUUACAUAACCGCGUGCCGAUCUAUCUGCCUUUUUUGUUUGGCCUUGAACUCCCCGAGUUCUAUAACCCAUUCUCAAUACCACCAAAGAUGGCCUCUCUCAGACCUACCGCUUUCCAGUCGCUUAUUCGAAACCGGACACCAUUCGUGCGGUCUCAACAGCGGCGAUGGGCCCAAGUUCACGAUAUUCGCUUCCUCGCGACACACCGCGACCCUAACCAGGUCUUGGAUAGAUACCGAUCGAAGCUCCACCAGAAGGCGCAACAAGAAGGCCACGAGUCUGUCGAAUCGCUCAAAGCCGCGCACCAGGAAAAGAUUGAUCAACUCCGCCGCGAAGCUUCCACAGUCCUCACUCCGGAACCACCAUCCCCCUCCGCAACUUCGCGCCCGCCUGCGCCUCCUACACCCCGUCCUUCUCCCAAAGCACAAGCUGCCCAGGCCUCUGAAUCAACCGGCAUCAAACCCCUCAGCUCCUACGUCGAUGUCGAGAAGAUCCGCGACCUCCCACCCAAAGAAAUCGAGGCCCUCUGGCGCCUCCGCCACGCCUCCAACUCCCACUCCAUUUGCGCCGUCAUUCCCCUAGAAACAUACCAACGCAUCGUCUCCGCGGCGCGCCAGAACCCACAGUUUAUCCUCCCGCUCCCGCGUAUGCAGUCUGAAGGCCAGACGGCCGAGACUGCCGAAGCUGCCGACGCAAACACAGGCGCCGACAUUCACUUCCUGCAAUGGGCAUUCCACCCCCCUGCGUCGGCGCCGACGGCUAUCAACUCGCAUAUCUCGACCAUCAUCUUUACGCAGCUGGCCGCGUACAAGUUGCAUGGGGCGUAUGCGCAGCCACAUACCACCAUCACGCACCAUCUGGACCUCGCGGAUGACAAGGGUCUUGUGCUCAUGCACGGGCAGGUUAUGCCGGACUCUGGUGUCUCGACUACUGAGGCUACGUGGCUGGCUAGCUGCGUGCAGCGCUUUUAUGAUUUUGGUGGCCAGGCGAGUGGACGAAAGGGCGAGCUGCUGCGCAUGUUCACCCAGGGAGAUGCGGAAGGGUUCAAGCUUGAUGAGUUGAUGGCUGAGGCGGAGAAGUUGUAAGAUUAUUAAUUAUUCUCUCUUACUGUUCACUUCGACGUUGUAUUACACCUACGUCCCAUCUGAGUUGUGUGUUGAUAGACGGUUUAGAUUGGCAAAAUCUAAGAGUCAAUGACGAUGAGUGGUAUUGAAAAAUAAACAAGUUCCUAAACAAUCAAAAGGAACCUAACUCCAGGAUCAAGCGCCUAUAGAAUGUAGAUCGAAAAACAAACGCCGGGUUCACAUUCACAUAGCAGCUGAUAACAUCCGAGGUCUCGUCUUGAAGCCGGUAGCCGCUCAAAAUGGUAGGUAAUAGGGACAAAGAAGGCAAGAUUAAACACGCUCCGCCCUGUAUUCAGAAGACGUCCAUAGGGGAAAGGGCAGACGGAGGGCGGAGCUAUGCAGAAAUAAUAAGGUACAGUAGAAGGUAGUCGUAAAGUCGGAGGAUAUGCAAACCACUUGACCGCCACACCGUGAUCUUUGUUGAGAAAAAGGUCGGACAUAUAUCUAGCGUGCAUUCCUCGGGUCAUGAAGGAGUAUAUCGCGGGCUCCGGCACCGGCGUAUUCAUAAGUCGUCAGCUGCUGAGUUGAUCAUCGGUCGAGCACCUCUUCCUUGACGAAAGAAUGAAUAUGCUCGAAGUAAUCUGGCUCAGCGACACUAUCGUUAUGUGCACCAUUUGGAAGAGUUCGCCAGAUUUUGCGCUUCGAGUUGCAAAUGGCAAACAAUUGGGUCAUAUUAGACGGC
Molecule: messenger RNA, 2472 nt
Organism: Aspergillus calidoustus
Lineage: Eukaryota; Fungi; Ascomycota; Eurotiomycetes; Eurotiales; Aspergillaceae
Source: the annotation of a GenBank genome assembly